UUUAAGCCCACCCCAUCUCGAUCGUAUAGAAGAAAAAACGACAUGAUUUCAUGUACCGAUCACACAAGUAAAAAAACAUUGACUGAUCAAACUUGAGAACCCUUUUUCAGUUUUCUUCUUCACCGAUUUCCAGGUUUUGGAGCUUGACGUCGAUUGGAUUGACUUUUAUAGUGGCUGGUCAAUCAGAAUGGAGUCUCGGGCUGAUUUUGUACAGUCUCUUGAAAGUGACGUGUCAAUUAAUAUUCUGGCAUGUUUGAAUGAGCCAGUAGAUGUGGUCCGUGCAGGCUCCGUCUCAAGCCUUUGGCACCAUUUUGUGAUUACCAAUGGGAUUUCCAAGCAACUAUGUCUGAAAAGGUUUCCUCAGCUUUCUGGGAUUGCACGUAUAACUGAACCAGAUUGGAUAACAACAGAAGCAAAUGGUGCUGGAUCCAACAAUUCCAGUUGGGAUAUUCUGAAGAGAGACCACAAUGUUUAUGCUUCUCUCCUUCAUGCUAUUACAACAUUAAACACAUGUCAGUGUGAAUGCAUAGCAUAUGCAGUUAGUGCCUCUAGUACAGAUAGAUUUCCUGCCGAAAGUGUUGCCAAUACUUUAACAACUAGGAGAUAUCUUGGUGGACAUUCAUACUGGUCAAGUAAAGGUCAUGCUGAUCCAGAUUCCCCCGAGACAUUAAUUUACAAAUUGAAAGCCAAUCUGUGUGUUAUUAGUGAAAUUAGUCUACAACCUUUUGAAGCUUUUUACCAGCCGGGCCAGCCUAUAUACUCUGCAAAAUCUGUUCGAUUUCGGUUAGGACACCCAAAAAAUUCACUAGACGAAAAUGAUGUCCUGCAAAUGCCUCAGCAACAGGCUGCUGAUGACAAGUUUAUAUGGACGUAUACAUCAGAAGUAUACCAUAUGGAACAGAAAAACUGCUUGCAACAGUACAAGCUACCAGAACCAGUACUUUGCAUUGGUGGAUAUCUGCAGAUUGAACUGCUGGGUAGAGUUCAGAGGCAACAUUCAGACAACUUGUUUUACACAUGCGUUAGCCAUGUGAAAGUCAUGGGUGGUGGUCCUCUGUGCCCUGCAUUUGACAUAGAUAUCCUCGAACCAUCAGGGAAGUUUGCGUUGAAGUACACCCCAGGAGUAUUCCGAUGAAUGUUGCCAAGCUUUUCAGAAAACUCAAAUAUGUCUCCAAUACCAGCAGAGGAAGAAGCAGUUGAAAAUGUAGGUGUUAUGGGGUUUCUGUUACAGGCUUACCAUGGGGGUAUUGAACCGAUGGUAUGGGAUGAACCCAUGGAAUGGGAUGACGACGAUGAAGAAAUGGAUGAACUUGGUGUACUUUAGUAGUAUGAACUUGGAUGAUAAUCUCUUGUAUUUAGUUUUAAAAUUUCCACCAAAUAACUGUCAAACUUGUGUACUUGAGUUGUUUGCCUUUGCAAUUUGCUUGUGCUAGUUUUCUUCUUAUAUAUGAGGCUUGCUUA
Messenger RNA from Solanum pennellii, 1461 nucleotides. Its product is annotated as F-box protein At4g00755-like. The transcript has 6 exons. Gene Ontology annotation, molecular function: protein binding. NCBI's taxonomy places the organism in Eukaryota, Viridiplantae, Streptophyta, Magnoliopsida, Solanales, Solanaceae. The coding region runs from base 188 to 1135 and encodes 315 amino acids. The record is from RefSeq and is a predicted model, not a curated record.